AUGGCACAGUUUUGGACUGUCAUAUAUUUGUCCUUGACGUUUAUCUCGUGGGCAGCAUUAGAACAGAUCGUGAUGGUGCAGAAACCAGAUUGUAGUUCAUGCAGGUGGACUUGGAUGCGUUACGAAGUUAAAUGCCGUUCAUGCCCAAUUGUCGGGGUAAGUGUAUAAAGCAUUUAUUUUUCCUGUCUCAGCCCACGCUUCGAAAGGGUUUGGGGAUAUGAAAGAAGGGAAAAGGAAGGGGGCCGGGGAGGCUAAGGAUCACCUUAGUUUUACGAACUGAUAAACAGUGAUAAUACACAGUAAUUAACACUUUCAUUCAACGUCUGAUUUCUAGCUCGAAUUUCCUCCUCUAGAGUCACCCAUGCCCAUACCGUGGUGUUCUCAAGUUGUACAUUCGUCUCCACUGUUAGACCUCCUUACCCAAUCUCUCGAUACGAUGAUAACUUUUUAAACAGUUUCGUAAUCUAGCUUUAUAGGCAAUAUAUAAGCUGGAAACGAAAUUCAACAUCUUUUUCAAGAAUGUUAAACUUUUCGGACAUGUGUUUUUUUUUUUUUUUUUGCUUGUUUUCGUUGUUGUUGUUGUUGUGGUUGUUUUGCGUUUACUUACAGUAAAAAUUAGACAUGAACGAAAGAGUUCCGCUUGCCAUAGACCUUACUUUUGAUAUAACUAUUCCAUUUUCUAUGAUAGAAACGGAUUGUCGUAAAAAUAGGGUGUUAUUAACGUUUUCUUCAAACGCCUUAGUAUGCACGGUUAUGCCUUUCCUUUCAUUUAUACACCACAUAGAAAUCACGCCUAACUACAUGAUAUUGGACGCUCUUUCAGUUCUUAACAGCAUAAGAAAAAAGCUGACAUUUCGUGACGCCACCAUUAGUUUACCUGCAAAAUGACGUCUGAUAAACGAGCACAGAAAAUGCAUACCGAUGACCCGUCACUACGCAGAACUGGAUAAUCCUUUUGAUUGGUCGUGCUGGGUGGGAAAUUUGCUUCAACCAAUUCGAAGCACGAUCUACAUCUGGUUAGGGACGCGUCACCAUUUUUCAAUUUCUGCGCUCGUUACUCAGACGUCAUUUCGCGUGGACACCAGUACUUUUUGCCAGCACUUUAAUGUAGUUUUCUAUCUUUCUUUUUCUCCCUUCUUGUCUGUUUUAGUGGGACCACCCAACCGUACCUGGAGAUAUGACUGCACUAUCAAAGUAUACUGUGUGUAAUAUUCUAAAACCUGAUGGUUCUUUGUAUUACAAAUCUCCAUUUGAACCAAAUAAUUGGCUACUUAGCGAUCUCAUUCAAGUAAGAGAAGUUAACAGAGUAGACGUCACUGUCAAGUACUCUAUAACUCCGUGUCCUCCGCUUGCACUGUAUUGUAAAGAGUACUUUGAUGCUUAUGUAUGGGAAUCCGACUCAAUUGUCGAACGUGACAAAAUACCGCACCCCAUAAACAUCAACGGUUCGUACAGAAGAUUCGCUUCAUUCAACCGUCAGUCCAGUGGUUUUACGGUUGUGACAGUGCCACUUGUCUUGUCAAGAAGAUACUUUGUGCUUGGAUUUCGGGAUCAAGGUGGCUGUAGAACAUUAAGUUCCGUUACGGUCACCUACAAUGUUUGCCCUCGAACAACGCUCAGUAGAACCUUGGUCUCUGUGCCGCGAACUUUAGCACCAUCAAAUGACCGUGAAUCGAUUUCAGUUUUAGGAGAAUGUGCUGCCAACUCUGUACUAGUUUCGAACAGUUUGAAUGUUCUUUGUGAGAGCAGUGGUGAAUGGAAUAUCACUCGUCUUGGAGGGGGGUGCGUUUGCAAGGAGGACAUGGAAAACAUUGAAGGC
This is a messenger RNA of Porites evermanni, 1819 nucleotides long. The record is from the annotation of a GenBank genome assembly. Lineage: Eukaryota; Metazoa; Cnidaria; Anthozoa; Scleractinia; Poritidae.